Messenger RNA from Drosophila persimilis, 1056 nucleotides. RefSeq names its product protein painting of fourth. The coding region runs from base 1 to 1056 and encodes 351 amino acids. Lineage: Eukaryota; Metazoa; Arthropoda; Insecta; Diptera; Drosophilidae. The record is from RefSeq and is a predicted model, not a curated record. The transcript has a single exon.
AUGGAUGUGAAAUGCUCCUCCUCUCCUGCCCAGCAACUGACGAAGAACAAGGAGGAUACAGGCGUUGAUAAACCCUCGGGCGAUGGCAAUCCUCCAAAUCUCGGAAAGAAAGCCUCGCGGCUUGCAAGGAGCUUAAAGACAGUCUCGCAUUCCGAAACCGAUUAUAAUUCUUUAGACGGGAAAAGAUUAUCGCGACGACAACUGGCAAGAAAACGACGAGAAGACUCGAUCAAGUGCCUGGAUCUGGAGCGCAAGUUCUUUGCCCCCCAAGCGUCCCCCGAUGUUUUGAUUAUACGUUUUCCCGAUCCCGAGAUAACGUCGGACUUGGUGGCUGGCUUAUCCGCGAACAUCAGCGAGGCCAUCGGCGGCAGCCCGAGCAGCCGCUUGGAGCCACGCUACUGCACGGCCCGCCUGAAGGCAGGAGCGGACGUGGAGGCGACCAUCAGCGAGAUCAAUCGGGUGCCAUUCGGCAACGGCUUUCUGAAGGCCGAGCGCCAAGUCUUUAGCGCAGAAGAGGAGGCCAAAUCCAUCGACACGCGGUGCCUGGAGGUGUCCCAUAUACCCGAAAAUAUGAACAAAUCGGCCAUCAAGGCAUUGUUUGGCACGGCCAAAAUGGUGGAUAUGGGCGGGAUGAGGAAGGCCACGCGUGCCCUGGUUCGCUUUGCCACAUUCGAACUGGCCAGAGAGGCCUUUGGGGACGUGUCGGUGGCAAGUCCUCAACUGAGUGUUCGCUUUCGUCGUGUGAGGAGGCACUCCGGCCUGAAGAAGGCCACUACCAGCGAUAGCGAUGCCUCCAAGGAAGAAAUGAUCGAACGGGAGGUCACGAGUGUGCAGCAUGAUCGAGAUAUCCACAAACUGAAGCUGCAAAUGUCCGAUUAUGGUGCCAUCAUCAGGAAUCUGCUGGCCCGACAAGUCAUUUCCGGAAUGAAGCCCAAAAUGGAGGCAAAUUCGUAUCCGGAAAUGCACACACCCUAUCCCACACCCGCCUAUCGACUGAUGACGCUACCCAUUGGCCAGGAUAAUGAUGCUGCCGCCAGACUCUCAAAUAAACCAUAA